This is a messenger RNA of Halteromyces radiatus, 264 nucleotides long. RefSeq lists its product as uncharacterized. Lineage: Eukaryota; Fungi; Mucoromycota; Mucoromycetes; Mucorales; Cunninghamellaceae. Bases 1 to 264 code for a protein of 87 amino acids. The record is from RefSeq and is a predicted model, not a curated record. The transcript has 2 exons.
AUGGCAAAAGUCAGUAACAUAGAACUAGGACUUAUCAUUUUUAGUAUUUCCAUGAUAUUUGUUUCUGGUUUACUUUGGUGUUUUUGUUGUGGCACUUGUGUUGGAAGAAGCUUACUCCGUCAAACUCCUCUUAGUCGUUGGACUCGUGAUAAUAGAGGUAAUACCCGUUGGCAAGACCAUAUACCACUCGACUCAACAUCUGAAGAACAAUGGCAUAUAUGGAAUGAAGAAGACGAAGAUUCAGAACACGAAACCAUCUGGUAA